This is a messenger RNA of Tachysurus vachellii, 3338 nucleotides long. RefSeq names its product double C2-like domains, beta (gene doc2b). Gene Ontology annotation, cellular component: membrane. NCBI's taxonomy places the organism in Eukaryota, Metazoa, Chordata, Actinopteri, Siluriformes, Bagridae. The record is from RefSeq and is a predicted model, not a curated record. Gene Ontology annotation, molecular function: small GTPase binding. Gene Ontology annotation, biological process: intracellular protein transport. The transcript is spliced from 17 exons. Bases 464 to 2452 code for a protein of 662 amino acids.
UCUAGCACCAGGUUCAACAAAUGCUAAUUGAAACAAAAACAAAAUAACAGGGUUGUUUCUCUCAGCUUGCAAUAUUGGAUUGGUUCAUGCCUCCUCCAGACCCCCCCUGACUAAAUAAGAUCACAGCAACACGCAGCACCCAGAUUUAAAGGCCAGGUCAAUAGUAAUGGGUUUAAAUCAGGCCCAUGUAGGGAAAGCGUAUCUUCAGGGGCCACUUGGCUGGAGUGCAUUUUAAUCACAGCAGCCAGAGGAGGAACAGGAUGUUUUAAAAGGAUUGUUCUACCAUCAUGUGACACAGCUCAGCCACAGAGCUGCGCUGAUCUGAGAUCAGGCUUGGCUCAGCAUCGAGAUCGGGAUGUGGAUGAGGAAAUCUCAUCGCUGAUCAGAAGCAGGGUUCUGUGUAGGGUUUGUUUCCUCUCGUUUCAGCUUGACACCACUGCUUUUCUUUGAGUCUUCUUGGGGUAUGACUGACACCAUGUUUGGAAGCGGGAACCAUCAGUGGGUAUGUCCCAAUGACCGACAACUCGCUCUAAGAGCAAAACUCCACACGGGUUGGUCGGUGCACACGUUCCAAACAGAAAGGCAGCGAAAAACCCAGGUGCUGAACAAGAGGGAGCUAGACAUCAUCCUGAGCGUCAUCCACAGAGCCGAGCAGCUGGACCUGAUCGAACAGCACAGAAUCGGGCGUCUGAUGGAGCGUUUGGAGAACAUGAAGAGGUCAGCAGUGGGGAACGGUCUGUCCCAGUGCCUGCUGUGUGGAGAGGCUCUGGGGCUGUUGGGAACUCCUUCAGUCCUCUGCUUUGACUGCUGCAAGAAAGUGUGCACCAAGUGUGGGAUUGAGACGGCUUGCACUCAGAAGAGAGCUCAGUGGCUCUGCAAGAUCUGUAGUGAACAGAGAGAGGUGUGGAAGCGUUCAGGUGCGUGGUUCUACAAGUCUCUGCCCAAGUACAUUCACCCAGAGAAGGACUCCUUCAUGGAGCGGAGGCCUGUGAUGGAGAGAGAGGAGCAGCCAGUGGUCAGAAGUGUCCCCAUCACCUACACCUGGGCCCAGAGGAAAGUCGACUCGAGUGAGAGCGAUGGCAGUGACUCGGAGCUCAGUGAUGCCAGCAGCGACAGAAAGAUCAUCCCCGAGAGCAUCAAAAGACGCCACUCGGCUCUGUCCGAGUCCAGCGGGAGUGUGGGACUCCCGCCUCUGCAGUUCAUCCUGAGCAGCCCGUCCCGAGCCAGCUUCCUGUCAGGGAGCCACUCCAGUCUAAGCAGUGAGCGUGGUAGCCUGGCCCCCGCCCCUGAGGAUGAAGACACGGCACAGAGCUGCACGUCAUCGUCCGCCCCGGUCCUGAGGCGCACCGGUUCACUGCGCUCAUCCUCCUCGUCCUCGUCUUCCGCCCCGGCCGCCACCUCCUCUGCCGGUGAGACGGGGCGAGAAAAGAACGACGACGGCGAUGGAGACGGAGACGACGACCUGGACCGGGCCUUCAGCACCACCUGCGCCCCUGCCUUCGCCACUGCCUCUGCCUCCGCCUUUCCUCCGCCCAGCAGGAAGGAAGAAGAACCCGAUAUGGAGGGCUACGACUCAGACGACUCCACCACUCUUGGCACUCUGGACUUCAGCCUGUUGUAUGAUCAAGAGAACAACGCUCUGCACUGCACCAUCAAUAAAGCAAAGGGACUCAAACCCAUGGAUCACAACGGGCUGUCAGAUCCCUAUGUUAAACUGCACCUGCUACCUGGAGCUAGCAAAGCCAACAAGCUCCGGACCAAGACUCUGCGUAACACCCUGAACCCUGUAUGGAGUGAGACACUGACCUACUACGGCAUCACCGACGAGGACAUGGUCCGCAAAACCCUCAGGAUUUCCGUGUGUGACGAGGACAAAUUCCGGCACAACGAGUUCAUCGGCGAGACACGGAUCCCCCUGAAAAAGCUCAAACCCAACCAGACCAAGAACUUCUACAACUGCCUGGAGAAGCAGCUGCCUAUCGACAAGACGGACGAUAAGUCUUUGGAGGAGCGCGGGCGCAUUAUGAUCUCGCUGAAGUACAGCUCGCAGAAGUGCGGCCUGGUUGUGGGCAUCAUCCGCUGCGCUCACCUCGCCGCUAUGGACGCCAACGGCUUCUCCGACCCUUACGUUAAAACAUACCUGAAGCCGGAUGAGAACAAGAAGUCAAAGCACAAGACUGCUGUCAAGAAGAAAACCCUUAAUCCAGAGUUUAAUGAGGAGUUCUUCUAUGAGAUCAAGUAUACAGAACUGAGCAAGAAGACCCUUGAGGUGACCGUUUGGGAUUAUGACAUUGGCAAAUCUAAUGAUUUUAUAGGUGGAGUGUCUUUAGGCAUCAACGCUAAUGGAGAACGUCUGAAACACUGGUUCGACUGUCUCAAAAACAAGGACAAGAAAAUCGAGCGCUGGCACACACUCACUAACGAACUCCCUGGUUCGGGCUUCAACGACUGAAUCCUGCCACGCCAGCACCCGUUCCCUUUCCCGCCAGAACGUAACGCUCGUCACCUCCAACGCUACAGUCCAGAGAUGGGUACCAAAGUGACCUCUUUUUUUUUUUUUUUCUUCCCCUAAUAAUCCUUCCCUGAAUGUACUUCCCCCUGGUGUUCACCUUACCGUUCCAUGUGGCUUUCGAGCUUCUUGAGCCAGCUUGUGUUGAUACUGUAUGAAGAGGUGUUUCUCCGUCCCUCUGCAAACAUUUAAAUACCUUGCUGUUCUCUCUGAUGUUCACUAAAUAUUCCAGAAUAUUGUUUACACCAGAUGUUCAGAAGAUCACCUCAGAUCAAGGGCGAGGUUAGACCUGGAAGGAUUUCAGAGAGAGACUGAGGAGAGAUCGAUUUGUUUACAUCUAGAAUCCAGUUCGUAGUUUGUACGCCUGACCACAACGAAAAAACAAACAAAAAAAAAUUCUCUUGUAUCAUGCUACACUAUGAUAAGACGGUUUGAUGGAUUUUUUUCAGAUGAUCUAUUUUUAUUCCAUUUUAUUCUCUUAGCUUUUUUUUUUUUUUUAAUUGGCAUAAGGACUCGGCGUCAUUGCGGAAUGUUUUCUUUAUCCACGUCGUUGAGAAUGUGACACCGAAAAAAUCGACGGAAUCGACGUCUGUCCUGUUUACAUAUUAAAAAAUACGUUCGAGAUGCCGCCAAGAAUAUGGAGAAAUUUCACUCCAGGUAUAAGAUUGUAGAUCCGGACCGUCAUACUGGGAAUGUACAGUGCAGUAACGUAGGUGUAGAUGUCGUUCAGAUUUAUAUGUUCAAUAAUGUUUCCUUGAAACAUGUUGAAUGUAAGGGUUUAAAAAAACAAACAAACAAACAAAAAAAAAAACUAGGAUCUUUACACACU